GGAGGACGAGGUGUGGCCGCGGGACUCUUAAGGAGGCCUGACCCCGCGACUGUCGCGCGGAAUCCAGGAGAGGCAGCUGCGAGCCAUGGCGGUGUUGGCAGCGGUAGGACGGGCCCGGAUCCUGCAGGUUGCUUCCAAAGUAAACCCCACCUGGUAUCCAGUAUCCUUCUCAUCAUCCUCAGUGCCAACUGUAAAACUCUUCAUUGAUGGGAAAUUUGUUGAAUCCAAAAGUGACAAAUGGAUUGACAUUCACAACCCAGCUACCAAUGAGGUCAUUGGUCGGGUCCCUCAAUCCACCAAGGCUGAAAUGGACACAGCUGUUGCUGCCUGCAAGCGUUCUUUUCCCGCAUGGGCAGACACAUCAAUAUUAAGCCGUCAGCAGAUCUUCCUCCGCUAUCAACAACUUAUUAAAGAAAACUUGAAAGAAAUUGCCAGAUUAAUCACAUUGGAACAAGGGAAGACUCUAGCUGAUGCCGAAGGAGAUGUAUUUCGAGGCCUUCAGGUGGUUGAGCAUGCCUGCAGUGUGACAUCCCUCAUGCUGGGAGAGACUAUGCCAUCCAUCACCAAGGACAUGGACCUUUAUUCCUACCGCCUGCCUCUAGGAGUGUGUGCAGGCAUUGCUCCAUUUAAUUUUCCUGCCAUGAUUCCGCUGUGGAUGUUUCCCAUGGCCAUGGUUUGUGGUAAUACUUUCCUGAUGAAACCAUCAGAGCGAGUCCCUGGAGCAACCAUGCUUCUUGCUAAGUUGCUUCAAGACUCCGGUGCCCCUGAUGGAACACUGAACAUCAUCCAUGGACAGCAUGAAGCUGUCAAUUUUAUUUGUGAUCAUCCGGAUAUCAAAGCAAUCAGCUUUGUGGGAUCCAACCAGGCAGGAGAGUACAUUUUCGAAAGAGGGUCAAGACAUGGCAAGAGGGUUCAAGCUAAUAUGGGAGCCAAAAAUCAUGGGGUAAUUAUGCCAGAUGCCAAUAAGGAAAAUACCCUGAACCAGCUUGUUGGGGCAGCAUUUGGAGCUGCUGGUCAGCGCUGCAUGGCUCUUUCAACAGCAAUUCUUGUGGGAGAAGCUAAGAAGUGGCUGCCAGAGCUAGUGGAACGUGCCAAAAAACUAAGAGUCAAUGCAGGAGACCAGCCUGGAGCUGAUCUUGGGCCACUGAUCACUCCACAGGCCAAAGAACGAGUCUGCAAUCUAAUUGACAGUGGAACAAAGGAGGGAGCUUCUAUCCUUUUAGAUGGGCGAAAAAUUAAAGUCAAAGGCUAUGAGAAUGGUAAUUUUGUUGGACCAACCAUCAUCUCAAAUGUCAAGCCAAACAUGACAUGUUAUAAAGAAGAGAUUUUUGGUCCAGUUCUUGUGGUCCUGGAGACAGAAACGCUGGAUGAGGCCAUCAAGAUCGUAAAUGACAACCCAUAUGGAAAUGGAACUGCCAUCUUCACCACCAAUGGAGCCACUGCUCGGAAAUAUUCCCACCUGGUGGAUGUUGGACAGGUGGGAGUGAAUGUUCCCAUUCCAGUGCCUUUGCCAAUGUUCUCAUUCACGGGAUCUCGAUCUUCCUUCAGAGGAGACACCAAUUUCUAUGGCAAACAGGGCAUCCAGUUCUAUACUCAGCUAAAGACCAUCACUUCUCAGUGGAAAGAAGAGGAUGCUACUCUUUCCUCACCUGCUGUAGUCAUGCCUACCAUGGGCCAUUAGAAACAAGCCUCUUCAAGACUCACUUGAUCCUGAGUAAUCACCCUCAUUCUUAACCAACUUCAUUUGCCAUCUUUGC
Messenger RNA from Perognathus longimembris pacificus (Pacific pocket mouse), 1757 nucleotides. It is a transcript of the gene Aldh6a1, whose product is annotated as aldehyde dehydrogenase 6 family member A1. Bases 86 to 1681 code for a protein of 531 amino acids. The transcript has 12 exons. Gene Ontology annotation, cellular component: mitochondrion. Gene Ontology annotation, biological process: L-valine catabolic process; thymine catabolic process. The record is from RefSeq and is a predicted model, not a curated record. Lineage: Eukaryota; Metazoa; Chordata; Mammalia; Rodentia; Heteromyidae. Gene Ontology annotation, molecular function: methylmalonate-semialdehyde dehydrogenase (acylating, NAD+) activity; malonate-semialdehyde dehydrogenase (acetylating, [NAD(P)+]) activity.